CAUUCCGCGCACGUGUACAGGCAGAGAACAGCGGAGCCUGGAAGAGAGCAAAAGCAACUGAACCGGCAAGCGGGCUGUGGGCGGGAUGAGGAGUCAGCGGACAGGUCCUUUCCUUCUCCUGCUGCAAACUCUGCUGCACUUUUCUCCCGCUUUUCGCGCACAGCCCGUCCCUCAAGUACUGGAUCUCCUCUCAAUUCCAAACCAGAAACUAGUAAAGACCUACUUACAGCAAGCAUUGGCUGACCCUACUGUCAAUGAAAUAUAUGUGCUCUCAACAUUCAGACUACAACCAAAAAGUACAGCCCUUAUAUUUGGGUUAUACUCUUCCAAUGUAAACAAAAAAUAUUUUGAAUUCAUAGUAAUGGGGCGAGUAAAUAAAGUUUCUCUGAGAUAUUUGAGGAACGAUGGGAAAUUAAAUGCUGUGAUCUUCCCCAAUGUGCCUUUGGCUGAUGGAAAGCGCCAUUCAGUCCUCCUUCGGUUAAGUGGCGUGCAACAUGGCAACAGUAAAGCUGAAUUGUAUGUGGACUGUGUGCAGGUGGAUUCUGUUCAAAUUUUGCCUAAAAUAUUUUCGGAGCUGCUGCAAAGCUCAGAAUCCAUAGAAUUACGAACACUUCAAAAGAAAUCACAGGAGACUUUAGAUGAUUUGAAGCUGAUUGUGAGGGGAUCCUUCUCCCAAGUGGAAACUGUACAAGACUGUUUCCUCCCACAGACAGAGCCACCAGUUCAGUAUUCAGGUGACUUUAACAGGCAAUUAUUAAGUCAUAUGUUGCAAAUGAACCAGGUACUAGUUGAAGUGAAAGAUCUCCUCAGACAGCAGGUUAAAGAGACAGCAUUUCUGAGGAAUACUAUAGCUGAAUGCCAGGCAUGUGGAUUGGGAAUCGGAAGUUUCCCCACUCCUUCCCCAGAUCCCCCGAAACCCAAAUGUGAAGCCGAUACUUGUUUCCCGGGGGUACACUGCACAGACACAACAGAUGGGUACCAGUGUGGUCCGUGUCCUGAAGGCUUCACUGGAGAUGGAAUUAUUUGCACAGAUAUUGAUGAGUGCCAAUAUAAACCAUGCUUCCCAGGAGUGCAAUGUGUGAACAUGGCUCCAGGUUUCAGAUGUGAAGCCUGCCCACCAGGAUAUAUUGGGCAGAUCAUCCAAGGAAUGGGAAUAAACUUUGCCAAAAAUAACAAACAGGCUUGUUUGGACAUAGAUGAAUGUCAGCGUAUAGCAAAUGGAGGUUGUGUUCCAAACUCCCAGUGUAUAAACACCAUGGGAUCUUACCACUGUGGUGCUUGCAAGCCAGGAUUUACUGGAGACCAAGUCAGAGGAUGCAGGGCUGAACGAAGCUGUAGAAAUCGUGCUUUGAACCCUUGCAGCAUUCAUGCCCAUUGCUCAGAAAUAAGACAAGGGGACAUCUUGUGUGUUUGUGGCAUUGGCUGGGCUGGUGAUGGCUUUCUGUGUGGAAAAGAUGUUGAUAUUGAUGGCUAUCCAGAUGAAAAACUUCCUUGCUCGGCUGACAGCUGCAAAAAGGACAACUGCAUGUUUGUUCCAAACUCUGGACAAGAAGAUGCUGAUGGAGAUGGUGUGGGAGAUGCCUGUGAUGAUGAUGCAGAUGGGGAUGGUAUUCCUAAUGAUCAGGACAACUGUGUCUUGGCUCCCAAUGUUAACCAGAAGAAUAGUGACCAAGAUAUCUUUGGUGAUAUUUGUGAUAACUGUCGCAUGGUAUUAAACAAUGACCAGCGGGACACUGAUGGAGACGGCAAAGGAGAUGCCUGUGAUGAAGAUAUAGAUGGAGAUGGGAUUAAGAAUGUUUUGGACAACUGUCAGAAAAUAGCCAACUGGGAGCAGAAAGAUAGAGACAAUGAUGGUGUUGGUGAUGCAUGCGACAGCUGCCCUGAUAUCAGCAAUCCCAAUCAGUCAGACUCUGACAAUGAUCUAGUUGGAGAUUCCUGUGACACCAAUCAAGACAGUGAUGGGGAUGGACACCAAGACAGCACUGAUAACUGCCCCACAGUUAUUAACAGCUCCCAGCUUGACACUGAUAAAGAUGGUUUGGGGGAUGAAUGUGAUGAUGAUGACGAUGACGAUGGAAUUCCUGACCACGUACCUCCAGGGCCUGAUAAUUGCCGACUGGUUCCUAACCCAGGACAGGAAGAUGAGAACAGUGAUGGAAUUGGUGACAUUUGUGAAUCAGACUAUGAUCAAGAUACAGUGAUUGACCGGAUUGAUGUUUGCCCUGAGAAUGCAGAGGUCACCUUGACUGAUUUCAGAGCUUAUCAGACUGUUGUCCUGGAUCCAGAAGGUGAUGCUCAGAUUGAUCCAAACUGGGUGGUUUUGAAUCAGGGUAUGGAGAUAGUGCAAACUAUGAACAGUGAUCCUGGACUUGCUGUAGGUUAUACAGCUUUCAAUGGAGUUGAUUUUGAAGGCACUUUCCAUGUGAAUACAGUAACAGAUGAUGACUAUGCAGGCUUCAUUUUUGGUUAUCAAGACAGCGCCAGCUUUUAUGUGGUAAUGUGGAAACAGACGGAGCAGACCUAUUGGCAAGCCACUCCAUUUCGAGCAGUUGCAGAGCCUGGGAUUCAGCUGAAGGCUGUUAAGUCAAAGACUGGGCCUGGAGAACACCUCAGAAAUUCACUUUGGCACACUGGAGACACUAAUGAUCAAGUCCGAUUGCUAUGGAAAGAUCCACGAAAUGUUGGCUGGAAAGAUAAAGUUUCCUAUCGCUGGUUCCUACAACACAGACCUCAGGUUGGAUAUAUUAGGGCAAGAUUUUAUGAAGGAUCUGAACUAGUAGCAGAUUCUGGAGUAACCAUAGACACAACCAUGCGUGGAGGAAGACUUGGUGUUUUCUGCUUCUCUCAGGAAAAUAUUAUUUGGUCCAAUCUGAAAUAUCGCUGUAACGAUACAAUCCCAGAAGAUUUCCAAGAAUUUCAAGCUCAGAACUAUGGUGUUGGAGGUAUUUAAGGAGAAUCAAGAAUGCAAGAUAUUAUGGUGACUAACAGUGUAGUAUAUUUUUAAUUCUUAUACAGUUGUGUGUGUAUAAAUGCCCAGUUCAUUUGCUAUGAUUGAUAAAUAAAAAGAUAAAGUAGAUUAGGGUUUCUUUUGGUUUUCAUUUAACUUUCAGUUUUCAUUUAAUUUUCAGUUAAAUUCAACAUUUAACUUCCAGGAUGAUUUUGUAAGCAAUAACAGACAAAGACUAAUAACGUGUUACACAAAAACAUCUGGAAUCAGAGGCUGUGUAUGUAAAUGAUUUGAUAUUUAUAAGACACAAAUAUGGAAAUAAUUUUGCUUGCUAAUUUAUAUAUUGAUUCAAAUCCAGAACUAGAUGCAAUAAUUGAUUUGAAUCUCACACAAGGAAGGCCUAGUAAAUUAAUUUCCCAUAGAAAUUGCCCUGUUAGACCAAUUUUUCAGUAAACUGACACCCCCAGUAAUAAAUCACUGCAAAUCUCAUGUUCCCCCUCAAUUAUAGUAUUUACAAUGGUUCUGAUUAGUCAUAAAGGCAUGCACAAGAAGGGUGCAUGGUAGGAUUACUUUUAAUGACUUCUUUAAAGUUCCAUCCAAAUGGUAAAUAAUCAGAAGAUGGAAGAGCAAGACCUCAUCUAACCGCCCUGCAGCAGAUGAAGCAGACUUUAGAUCACUGCAUUAGCUAACACAGCUUCCUCUGAUCAAACACAUUUUCAUGUUUAUGUUAUCAUUCUGGCCUCCUAAUAUAAUCAACACCUAACUGCUCAACCCACUUACUUCAGCCCUCUGAGGAAAAUCAGUGGCUGCUUCACCACCUGGAAUCUUUUUAGAACAAGAAUAAACAUGAGGGCAAAGGCAAAAAAUGUUUAGAGAGAGGAGGGGAAGGGAAUCCUAACAUUUGUGUUCCGAUGUGAUUAAACUUUGCUAAAUGCCCGAUUGUUGAUUUCUUUUCCUUCUCAAGUUGUGUUCUGUAAACUUACUGGAAGCA
This is a messenger RNA of Ahaetulla prasina, 3938 nucleotides long. It is a transcript of the gene THBS4, whose product is annotated as thrombospondin 4. Gene Ontology annotation, molecular function: calcium ion binding. Bases 86 to 2950 code for a protein of 954 amino acids. Gene Ontology annotation, cellular component: extracellular region. Lineage: Eukaryota; Metazoa; Chordata; Lepidosauria; Squamata; Colubridae. The transcript is spliced from 22 exons. The record is from RefSeq and is a predicted model, not a curated record. Gene Ontology annotation, biological process: cell adhesion.